AUGACGCGCGAGAUGCGGCACACCAGCCUACUGAAAGGCCUCCUGUGCCUUUUUGCAAUCCAAUUGCCUCUCGUUAAUGCGCAGGUCGCCGAGAUUGAGAAGGCCACCAACGACAGCCUGCUAUGGGGACCAUACAGGCCAAACCUAUACUUCGGCGUACGCCCCCGCAUUCCGAAGAGCUUGAUGGGCGGACUGCUAUGGUCUAAAGUUGAGGACUAUUCGAGUGUACAGAAUACUUUCCGACACACAUGCGAGCAGCAUGAGCUCGACGGCUACGGCUGGGACGAAUAUGACGUACGAAGUGGCGGCCGCCAGACCAUCCACGACCCUGCGAACAACAUCGACAUCACCACCGAGUUCAUCAAGUUCCCUGGAGGAGAACAUGGAGGCAGCUGGGGCGCAAGGAUCAAGGGCACGCCUCGGGAGGACGCAUCACCGAACGUCCGGUCAACGGUUGUCUGGUACAACACACUCGAGGGCCUUGGCAGCUUGGAAGUGGACGGUGCGGAUGUUGACGAGCCUGGUUUCAAAGGGGAUGUCACGCUCAAGGGCCAGACACCAGAACUCGGUGAAUUCGAGAUCACAGUUACUGAGGGCACAGGCAAGCACCCUUUGACCGGGCAUCCAAGCUACGAUGACAAGCCGCUGGAUCGCACACUCGUACACAGCGGGCAGGUACCCGAGGAGGCUCUCUGGCAGACCAAGGCGGUGCUCUUCGCCCACAUGAAGGGGCAGGUCGACCAGCUUGUGGCCAAAUGGGGAGAAGAAAACCCGCCUCCGCCUGCCCAGGUCUACACUAUCCAGAACUUGCCUGGCCGUGGAAAUAUGCACUUGAUACAGAAGGUAUUCGAGGGCCCGUUCGAGUUCGACAUCAUCUUCUCGUCUGCUUCCGCACCCACAAAGAUUACCUCGGAAGAUUUGACGCAGCAAAUUGGGUCCGUCACUUCGGGUUUCGCUACGCGCUUCGCCAGCAUCUUCAAGCCGCAGCCACCUUUCGUUAAGGAGCGUUACGAGGAAUUCUCCAAGUCACUUUUCUCGAAUCUAAUUGGAGGCAUUGGCUACUUCUAUGGCGACUCCCGUGUUGAUCGCUCAUACGAUUCUGCCUACGACGAGGACAACGAAGGAUUCUGGGAGGAUGCUGCGGAAGCACGAGCCAGGAACCAAGCUGAUGCGGUUGGUCCGUCAGAGCUCUUUACCGCCAUUCCUUCACGUCCAUUCUUUCCGCGAGGAUUUCUUUGGGACGAAGGAUUUCACCUGCUGCCCGUGAUCGAUUGGGACGCCGAUCUUACACUCGACAUUAUCAAGAGCUGGUUCAAUCUCGUGGACGAGAACGGCUGGAUUGGUCGCGAGCAGAUUCUUGGUGCCGAAGCCCGCAGCAAAGUGCCCGAAGAAUUCCAGGUGCAGUAUCCUCAUUACGCCAACCCACCUACACUGUUCAUGGUUAUUACGUCUUUCCUCGACAAGCUUGACGCUCAGAAGACCGAUUCCACCAACAAGCAACUGCUACACGAGAAGUCGUACUUCAUGCAACUAGCCAACCGUGAGGCUGCUCUACAGUACCUGCGUACCCUGUAUCCCCUUCUCAAACGCCAUUACUUCUGGUUCCGUGAGACUCAGGCUGGCGACAUCAAGAGCUAUGACCGCGAAGCAUUCUCCACGAAAGAAGGUUACCGCUGGCGCGGACGCACACCUCAACAUAUCCUCACCUCUGGCCUCGAUGACUAUCCUCGCGCGCAACCACCACACCCUGGCGAGUUGCAUGUCGAUCUCAUCAGCUGGAUGGGCAUGAUGACACGGGCCAUCAAGCGUAUUGCAAUCUACCUGGAUGAGGAAGAGGACGCAAAGGAGUUUGCGAAAUAUGAUGAGGCCAUUGUGCGCAACAUUGAUGAUCUGCACUGGUCGGACAAGGCUAAGACGUACUGCGAUGCUACUAUUGACGACUACGAGGAACACUCACUGGUCUGUCAUAAAGGUUAUAUCUCGCUGUUCCCCUUCUUGACUGGUCUCGUCGACAAGGACAGCAAGAGACUUGGCGCCAUCUUAGAUCUCAUCGAGGACGAGGAAGAGCUUUGGAGUCCGUACGGUAUCAGGAGUCUGAGCAAGAGCGACGAGUUCUAUCACACUGCAGAGGACUACUGGCGAGGACCAGUAUGGAUGCCCAUCAACUAUCUUGCGGUCUCCCAACUUCUCAACAUCGCGCAACAGAAGGGACCGCACCAGGAACGCGCCAGAAAAUUGUAUACUGAGCUCCGCAAGAACCUCGUCAACACCGUGUAUGAGAGCUGGAAGGAGACCGGCUUCGCGUGGGAGCAGUACAACCCCGAGACUGGCAAAGGGCAGAGGACGCAGCACUUCACUGGCUGGACAAGCUUGGUCGUCAAGAUCAUGGCCAUGCCCGACCUGAGCAGCGAGAGAGUCAGAGAUGAGCUAUGA
Parastagonospora nodorum SN15 is the source of this 2433-nucleotide messenger RNA. RefSeq lists its product as hypothetical. Gene Ontology annotation, molecular function: Glc3Man9GlcNAc2 oligosaccharide glucosidase activity. The transcript is spliced from 3 exons. The coding region runs from base 1 to 2433 and encodes 810 amino acids. Gene Ontology annotation, biological process: oligosaccharide metabolic process; protein N-linked glycosylation. Gene Ontology annotation, cellular component: endoplasmic reticulum membrane. The record is from RefSeq and is a predicted model, not a curated record. Lineage: Eukaryota; Fungi; Ascomycota; Dothideomycetes; Pleosporales; Phaeosphaeriaceae.